Molecule: messenger RNA, 2605 nt
Organism: Microplitis mediator
Lineage: Eukaryota; Metazoa; Arthropoda; Insecta; Hymenoptera; Braconidae
Product: prion-like-(Q/N-rich) domain-bearing protein 25
Exons: 7
Coding region: 1-1356 (451 amino acids)
Source: RefSeq, a predicted model, not a curated record
AUGAUAAGGUUGUGCUAUUCAUCCCACGACUACCGUGAAUAUAACGUGGAAUUGGGAGAAGAUUGUGAAAUUGACGAAGAUUGUGAUACAACAGUACAUGCAAAAUGUUCAAUAGAUAAAAAAUGUAUUUGUAGAUCAAAAUAUCUCAAAACAAAUGAUUCAACUUGUGCACCGUCACUGGGUGAAUAUUGUUGGAAAAAUGAACGAUGUGCAAACGAUAAUUCUGAAUGUAUUGAUAAUGAAUGUAAAUGCAAACAUAAUUACUUUUUAGAUUCCAACAAUACAUGUAUACGAGCAUUUAUCGGUACACAUUGCGAAAAUAAUGCAGCUUGUGGAGGAAUAAAAUUCGCAACUUGCUUAAAAAACAAAACUUGUGCUUGUGCAUCAAACACAAUAGCUGUAAAUCCAAGAAUAUGUUUACCACUUUUAGAUGUAUCUUGUCAAAAUAAUGACGAUUGCAAGGUAGAUAAUUCAGAGUGUAUUGAAAAAAAAUGCAUGUGCGAACAUCGAUACAUGCCUCUCUCGAACAGUCAAUGUAUAACACCCCAUGUAGGUAUACCUUGUAAAAAUAAUUCGCAUUGUGAAAUGUUUAUAAAUAAUACAAGAUGCUCCGAUAAUUACCAAUGCGAAUGUAAGGAUGAUUACAGUCCGAUAAUGAACAAUAUAUGCGCUCCCCUAUUUAACGUUCCAUGUUCGGACAAUGAAUUGUGUGCUACAGAAAAUUCUGUUUGUCAUGACAAUAAGUGUCAAUGUAAAGCUGAUAAUGUUUAUCGAGACACAAAAUGUGCACCAUUAACGCCACUAGAUACAGAUUAUUCAAUUUAUAUAAAAUCCCAUGCUUCAGGAUUAUCCGUGGAACUUGGAAAAUCUUGUGAAAGAGAUGCAGAUUGUAAAAAUAUUUUAUAUUCAAGAUGCUCAUUUAAUAAAAUAUGCGUAUGUAAAGAGCACAGUUUUGCAGUUGAUAAGUACACUUGCGCUCCAGCUUUGAAUGGAUUCUGUUUAAAUGAUGAACAGUGUACAAUGAGGUCAUCUCAUUGUAAAGAUAAUACAUGUCAAUGUAUAGCUUUACGUUCAGCAGUAUCCUAUAAUCAAUGUAAAGCCACACAUCUAAUAUUUACUUGUGAAGAGAAUUCAGAGUGUACUGAUUUGUGGCAUUCAAAGUGCUCAAUAGAUAAUAUAUGCAUUUGUAACACAAAUAAUGUUGCUGUCGGCACAUCAUGUUUACCAAUUAUAGGUGGAUAUUGUUGGAGAGAUGAUCAAUGCACCGCUGAAAAUUCUAUUUGUAUUAAUUAUUGGUGUGCAUGUAAACCAGCCCACGUUGCUGUCGCCAAUAAUCUCUGUUUACCUGCUCAUUAAACGUUUGUUUGUGACUAAUCUUUAAAAAACUCUUUAUGUACUCGAUAAAUAAUAAGAUAAUUAAAGUUAUAAUCUUAAUUUAAAAUAGUAUAUUGUGCGACAAGGGAAGAAACAAAAUGAUUUCAGACCAGGGUGAAAUUGGCUGAUAUCAUCCGCAGUCUGAAAUCGCGUUUCAUCCUGAGUUACUAGACUUUUGAUGAUUACUUUCAUUGGAAGUUAAAGUUUCAGUGUCAGCAGUCAGUCAGAAACAAGUUUAUUUAAGACCAAUGGUGUAAUCAACUAUUAGCAUAAACGUAAAUUGUCAUUUGCAAUUUAUAAUCAAGCAGAAACUAUAAAUAUUAUUUAUUAUUCACACUAAUUUUUAUAAAUCUUAAUCACAGUGAAGACAGAGCUGUCAUUCACGUAAAUAAAAUUAAUGGUCUGAAAUUACUAUUAAACAAAUGGCAAGUAUCAGAGUUUAAAUUGCAAAAGCCUUCAGUCAGCGGGCAGAAACAUUAUUUGUUUGUUCCCAAGGGACGAAACAAGUUUAUUUCUGCCCGCUGAGCUGACUGAAAGCAUUGACAAUUAAUUCGCGGUAUUGGAUUAAAAUUAUCUUGUUUCGACUGGCUGAAGAGACACUAAAACUUCAAGUUUCGAUGCUGGUAUCAUGAAAAAGUUAGUGAGUGUGAAUAAGAAUUAAAAAAUGUGUAUUUAAAUAAAUGAGAAAUCUUUACGCGCAUUUGUUUCAAUUUCAUUUUAAUUAAUUCAAUUAAUCAAUUUAUUUAUUUAUUUAUUUAAAAUUUAUAAAUUGUCUCACAUCUGCUACAUUCACACUCAUAAAAAGUUAUAUCUUUACUACGAUAAUGUAAUUAUUACAAUUCAACUUUAAUUAUAAAAAGUCAAUUAUGUUAUAUAACUAAUAAUAUAUAUUCUCAAAUUCGAUUAAAUAUUAAACUUCAACUGAUCUAAUUUUUGUAUUUUUUUUAUUGUUAACAAUCAAUUAAAUUCAAAAAUUUCGAUAUCUGAAUUCAAAAAUGAUCCUGAACUUAACGGACAAUUAGCAAUUGUCGGAUUAUUUUUUUUUUCAACAAGUAAAUUACAAAAAAAACUAAAAAUCUUAAGGCUUAAGGAAUAAUCGUCUAGUCUAUAUACCCACUACGAAAAAGCUAUUUAUUAAAAAUAGCUCGUGGAUAAGGCUUCUUGAUGCAGUCAACAAUUACUCUGGUAAAAUAGAUGAGUUCUUUGGAGGUAAAAUAGAGGAGUUCAAAAA